CGCCAGACUGGAUACAUGCGUAAACACAUCUUGGAGUAGUAGCGUAGUUGAGAGCAUAUAUAUAUAUGAUUCAGAGUCUCUGACCUUACAACUAUAUACUGAUUAUUUACUUGUAAUAAGUCAAGAAAUAUGCCGACAAUGUGUGUAGCAGUAGGUUGUUAUCAGAAGGCGAAACGCGGAUCGUACGUGAAAUUUUAUACCUUUCCUCGCGAUCCUGUAAGAAGAAAACGUUGGGUCUCUGCUGUGAAGCGCGAGGGAUGGACUCCAGCUUCUCACAGCAAGUUGUGCAGUAUGCACUUUAUUACAGGCAGACGAAGCGACGAUCCAUUGUCUCCCGACUAUGUGCCAUCGUGGUUUGCACACACCACAACAGAGGAAAAGGAAAAGUCAAUGGCGGCAAUGAGGAGAUAUAAACGGAGCCAAGAAGCUCUUCCAAACAAAGACGCCUCCUCGUCUGAACCAGCAGUAGCCAGAUUGGGUUCUUAUCGAACUGGACUCCUGGCUGCAAGCUCAGGGAAAGACAGGCCUGUGUAUGCAUCUUACCCCUCUCUGUGUGAGGAGUAUGUGAAGAGGUCACUCAUGGAAGUCCAAACAUUAUCAAGAAAUGCUGUGUCAUCAACACAUGAAGUUUCUGGCACCCCUCCUGACGGGGAUAAAGAGAAAUUACAUCCCACCAGCUUUCAUGAACAGUACUGUCUACCAGAGAGCAUUCAGUGGACCAAAGGAGCAUGGGAAAAAGUGAGCCGAGAGAAAUUUCAGACCAAAAGGAAAAAACGCUACAAGCACACCAUCAAGGUGAAUGAGAAGUGGGAGUGGCUGGGUGUGGAUCUGAAAGGACCUCUGCCUGAGACCCAGAAUGGAUACAAGUUUAUGCUCAUUUUGAUGGACUAUUACUCCAAAUGGGUGGAGGCCUACCCCAUGAAAUCAGAAUCCGCCGGAGAGGUGGCACUGAAUAUCCAAAACCUCACCUAUCAGUUUGGGUGGCCUCUACGAAUCCUGUCACAGAUGGACAAGGCCUUUAUCCAAGAGGUGAAUACAGAGCUGGGUGCAUUAUUGGGGGAGCAGGAUGUCUCCCUCGUGACCUUUCACCCUGAGGCCAGCACUCGGGACCCUGUCACACAGUGCUUUGUAGAUGGGAUGGUGUCGGAACUGGUGAGGGACCACCAGGAGCGCUGGGAUGUGCAGCUUCCCGCCAGCUUGUUCGCCCUGCGCCUCAGGCAGCACCCCAGCACUGGGCACAGCCCCUUCUACAUGCUGUACCGCAAGGAACCCCGCCCCGACUUCUCCAGCACCACCCAAGAGCUGCCCCUGCGUGAGGAUCUCAUCAGCAGCAGUGGUCUUAUGAUCCCAGAGGUCAAGUUCUUCUCCAGCAUGCAGCAUCGCGACACAGAACCUCCACGUCCAGUGCACAUCCUUCAGGCAGUGUCCCAGCAAGGCCAAAAGGAUGUCAGUAGUGUGCCCACGUGUGAUAAGCAGCGGCCAGUCUUCUUAGUGACGCCCCUGCCGCUGGCCCCUUCCAACACCCAGCAAAGUGACCGGAGGGCUGCACAGGAACACAUUGCUGAGUCGAAGUCCUCACAAGAUCAGAGGGACGAGAACAACGUCCUCACGGAAAAACAGAGGAAACCUCGCGGUGCUAACAUCCAGCAUCCAGAAAGACGGAUCGUCCUCCAGAGGAUCCACCCUGAAGACUUUGCGCUCAGUGUUUAAUUGUGACAAGGAUGGAGUUGCUUAUGUGCUGUGUGAGUGUUCCCUGUGCUUCCAGCAUUGCCUGUGGGACGGCACCUCUCAGGAGACAGACAGAGAGGGAAAGAACCUGCGGAUACAGCAGAAGUACCGUGCCUUCACGUGUGCGGCCAGCGAAGGAUGGAUAGAGCACACGGAGGAGAGGAGUGAUGAUGACCCAGACAGCUUCCGUGUUCUUCUGCAAGAUGACUUGACAUACUUUUGAAGGGAGUGAGGCUUCAUGAACCUCAAAAUGGGUCGCACUGCCACAGGGGUCCCGUGACUGAGAUUUAACCUGAUCAACGCUUUUCUUUGGACUACAGUGUGGACUCUCAUUGCUUCAUACAAGUUAUUGACAAGUUAGCUUCCAACGUUAUGGGGAUUCUGAAAACCCUGACUCCCAUUAAGAUAUUCAGUAAUGAUUUAAACAUGGAGCUAGAAAUUGAAAGAGAAAAAUUGAACAUUGUGAAGAGCUCUCACUUAUUAACAGAAAUAUAUUUAUUUUAUAUGGGACCCUCCAUUUUGCAGAGUACUGAAUUCUCUUGGAUUUGUUAUUGUCCUGAUAACUCUUCCUGAAAAGUCUUCCUCAGAUACAUGUGUAGAUUGUCCUUAUUGUUGUGUUCAUAGUGCAGUAGGAUGGAGAUUUGAAUGUUUGUAGUUUUUUAUUCUUUGGUUAUCUCCUUGAUACAUUUGUUUAAUGUUGUUAAUUGUCAUGGAGAAGAUGGCUGAGCUUGUUCUCAAAUGAAAUUUUUUCUGAAACCUG
This is a messenger RNA of Anguilla anguilla (European eel), 2488 nucleotides long. RefSeq lists its product as uncharacterized. NCBI's taxonomy places the organism in Eukaryota, Metazoa, Chordata, Actinopteri, Anguilliformes, Anguillidae. Bases 130 to 1710 code for a protein of 526 amino acids. Gene Ontology annotation, molecular function: nucleic acid binding. The transcript has 16 exons. Gene Ontology annotation, biological process: DNA integration. The record is from RefSeq and is a predicted model, not a curated record.